Molecule: messenger RNA, 1958 nt
Organism: Python bivittatus (Burmese python)
Lineage: Eukaryota; Metazoa; Chordata; Lepidosauria; Squamata; Pythonidae
Source: RefSeq, a predicted model, not a curated record
UCUUCCAUGCUGGACCCUCUUCCGAACCUCUUCCUCUCUAAAGGCUCCAGGCUGUUUUGCUGGGAGCCACCCAGCGGAAGGACGGCUUUGUAGGAUCUUGCAACCGAUGGGGGCCAAGCACCCAGUCCUGCUCUUCCUACCCUUGUCAAUGCUCUGCUGGUUCCCGGGGGGCUUCACGCUGCUAGAAACAGACGGAGGCUGGCGGACAAGCAGGCACGCCGCGUUGUCAGAAGACGGCAGCUGUACAGUGGAGAGGAGAGACGCCACCCUCACGUUUGCCCAGUUUAUUCAACAGUACGCCUUCUCUCGGCCGGUAAUUCUCCAGGGAUUAACGGACAAUACUGAAUUCCAGGCCCAGUGCACCAAAGAUCAGCUGCUUGCCAGGUUUGGAGAACACCUGGUUCGUCUCAGUACCGCCAACACCUACUCUUACCACAAAGUGGACCUGCCCUUCCAAGAUUAUGUGGAUCACUUGCUGGAACCACAGGAUCUGGCUUCCCUAGGAAGUGAAACUCUCUACUUCUUCGGAGACAAUAAUUUCACGGAAUGGGGCUCCCUCUUCCAGAAAUACCACCCACCACCUUUCCAGCUUCCAGGCACCAUGGGAGCAUACAGUUUUGGGAUUGGGGGCUCUGGUUCGGGAGUGCCAUUUCAUUGGCAUGGCCCUGGCUUUUCGGAGGUCAUCUUUGGGAGGAAGCGCUGGUUCCUGUAUCCUCCAGAGAAAACGCCACAGUUCCACCCCAAUAAGACGACCCUGUCCUGGUUCUUGGAUACGUACCCUUCCUUGCCACCAUGGAAGAAGCCGGUGGAAUGCACCAUCCAUCCAGGAGAGGUUCUGUAUUUUCCUGACCGCUGGUGGCAUGCUACCCUCAAUCUGGACACCAGCGUGUUCAUCUCUACAUUCCUGGGUUAGCAGCUCCAAGGGACAUUUCCUGUACGGAACUUUUGCCAUCACUCCCCGUGCAGAGACUGGAUUUCUUUGCCUCAUCAAACCUCCAUUGCUGGUCUACCAGCAGAAUUCUCUCAAUCUCCCCGUAAGGUGAACAGCGCAGUCGUUUAUUUUGGUACGGUGGUUUGGGGCCAGAGAAUAGAUCUCCCUUCAUCCAGAAAUCCCUCUGCUGGCUUGCCCCAUGGAGUCAAUCCAGUUCAACAGCCAGAGGGCUUCAUGAAGGUUGUGGCCAUCAGCUCUGGCUGACCACCACCCCACAGCAGCUCCAACUCCACGGUCAACAAGAGGCUCUAAGCUGUUGCAAAUUCAACAAAGGUGGCGUGCUCCCAGCUCACCAUUCCUACACCAUCUUUCUCAGGGAUUUUCAGAGCUCCUUCACCUGAAAUAUUCACAUCAGCUUCUCAGGACCAAUUGCUCUACUCAACUUUUUAAAAAAUGGUGCAGGGUAAGGUUGAUGCUUUUUAAGGCGUGUUUUGCUACCCAGCCCCCUUCCACCUGGCUGUGCAUUCACUACACAGUGGAAAAAGGUGAAGGUGGGUCUGGCUUCACCAAUGGUUAUGUUUGGGCUGGUGGGGUGGGGCAGAAAUGUUUCCUGAUGGAGGGUGCAAGGUACAAAUUUUACUGCCUCUCUGUGUCUCAUCCGGCUCUUCCAACCCCCCCAGGGGAAACUUACACCACCAGUUGAAUUAAAAACAAUGAAAGAUUUGGGCUGCUCAAAAUUACAGCCUUGCAGGGCAGGAAGGAAAUCUCAUGACUUGUAUGGGAAGCAUGUUGGUGACCAACCUGAGGAGGAAAAAGCUCGUUUCCCAUGGAAGUAGCCUGUUUAUCCAUCCUGCCCUGUGUUUAUGGCAGGACAUAGCUACAUUCCUAAUUUUUUUUCCCAAAUGAUUCUACCAUCAACCUGAUGUACAGAAAUGUGACCAGCAGAUUCCUACUCUGAUCCCCUCUCUCUGUCACAUAUAUCCCUGGCUGACGUGGAAUACCAGAGCAGACCUUAGCAUAAAAAUAA